Messenger RNA from Bombyx mandarina (wild silkworm), 501 nucleotides. RefSeq lists its product as uncharacterized. NCBI's taxonomy places the organism in Eukaryota, Metazoa, Arthropoda, Insecta, Lepidoptera, Bombycidae. The record is from RefSeq and is a predicted model, not a curated record.
AAGGAUUUGGCACUAAAAUACAAAACAUUUAUGUACGAAUAUGCUAAAUUAGGACAUGUGAUCCCAGAAAACAACAAAAACAUAAAACAAGAAUGCUAUAUGCCUCAUCACGGUAUUUUACGUGAAGAAUCCUCAUCAUCAAGCUUAAGAGUCGUGUUCAAUGGGUCAGCUUCAACAUCUUCUAAAUGGAGUUUAAAUGACAUUAUGCAUAAAGGACCUAAUCUACAAAAGAAUUUACAGGUUCUCUUAUUACAAUGGAGACAGUUUCCGUAUGCAUUUACCGCUGACAUUGAGAAAAUGUAUCGACAAAUUUUAAUGAAUAGCGAUGAUCAACAACUUCAGAAAACCGUAUGGAGACAGUCACCAAAACAACCGAUACAGUCAUUCCAACUAACAACAGUCACUUACGGAACAAAAGCAGCACCCUUUCUAGCAAUGAUGACGUUAAAGCAACUGGAAUUAGAUGAAGAGACAAAUAUCCGGAAGCAGCAACAGUUUUAG